Macrobrachium nipponense is the source of this 1362-nucleotide messenger RNA. It is a transcript of the gene acj6, whose product is annotated as inhibitory POU protein-like. Gene Ontology annotation, molecular function: RNA polymerase II cis-regulatory region sequence-specific DNA binding; DNA-binding transcription factor activity, RNA polymerase II-specific. NCBI's taxonomy places the organism in Eukaryota, Metazoa, Arthropoda, Malacostraca, Decapoda, Palaemonidae. The coding region runs from base 268 to 1362 and encodes 364 amino acids. The transcript is spliced from 7 exons. The record is from RefSeq and is a predicted model, not a curated record. Gene Ontology annotation, biological process: regulation of transcription by RNA polymerase II.
UUGUGCGGUAAGGCUGCUGGAGUGUGCAAGUGCUUGUGACCUCUUCUUUUACUGCGGGCGUUACAGUGGUUUUUACGGUUGCGUUGAAGUCGUGAUGUCUUCCCCCAGAUGAUAAAAGGCUCAUGAGUGUCGCUCAAUGGUGAUUCAAUGGCAAGACGAUCAGAGAGCCCUCAACAGGAAUAGUCAAGUCAAAUCGCCACCUGGAAGAGCGAGAGGUUCGUUUUUACUGCGAGCGGAGGAUCUUUCGAAAGUGUCCGACGGGGGAAGAUGAAUAUAAAACAGGAGUCCUCCUCGAUCACGAAGGCCAAAAACUACACCGACCUCACCAAUGUUCCUUCUUCGGUCGAAGCGGAAGAUUAUAAGCCCCUUCCACUCGCGCCUCAGACCCAGCUCUUCGGAGCCGGGCUGGACGACGGCCUCUUGAGCCGCGCCGAGGCCCUCGCAGCCGUCGAUAUCUCGAAGCAUGGCCACGGACAGCCCCCGGGAACGCUGCCUCAACUCAAGCACGACAUGAUGUACCACCCUGGAAUGGCCACGACACCUCACACGCCGCCGAUCUCCAGGACCAACCAGUUUUACAAAAAGUAUGACAUGGGUCACCACAGCAUGGACGGGCUAGAGAUGAUGGACCCCAUCUCCUCGUCCUCCAUGACCACCCUCACCCCCAUGAGCGAUGGGAGCUCCAUGCACCAGCUCCAUGGAGCCGUCUAUACCCACAGCCCCAUGAACACCAUGAUGCCCCACCAUGGCCUCACCCAUCCACACAUGCCCCUAACUAUGCAUGACACAGACACGGACCCCCGGGAACUGGAAGCCUUCGCCGAGCGCUUCAAACAAAGGCGCAUCAAACUUGGUGUCACGCAGGCGGACGUCGGGAAGGCGUUGGCCAACCUCAAGUUGCCCGGCGUAGGGGCGCUCUCACAGUCCACCAUCUGCAGAUUCGAGUCUCUGACCUUGUCGCACAACAACAUGAUCGCGCUGAAGCCGGUGCUGCAGGCCUGGUUGGAGGAAGCCGAAGCCCAAGCCAAGAACAAGCGACGAGAUCCGGACGCCCCCUCAGUCCUCCCUAUGGGCGAGGUAGAUGAUAAGCGCAAGAGGACGUCCAUAGCGGCCCCUGAGAAGCGGUCCCUGGAGGCUUACUUCGCGGUGCAGCCGCGGCCGUCUGGGGAGAAGAUCGCGGCCAUCGCGGAGAAGCUGGACCUGAAGAAGAACGUGGUCCGGGUGUGGUUCUGCAACCAGCGGCAGAAGCAGAAGAGGAUGAAGUUCGCCGCCAGCCAGAAGCAGAUGGGCGCCGGCAACGUGCACACCUCCAUGAGCUCCAUGAUGACCUCACCCAUGCCGCCCCACACGCCCGUUCCGUAG